AUGGAGGCAGCUGAGAUGCAACUGCUUGGGAGGCGGAAGGAGAGAGCAGGUGAGGUGGACACCCUUGAAAUAAACGAGUUGGAGGAGGAAGAUGAGGAGGAGGAAGAUGAAGAAGAGGAGGACGACGACGACAAGGACAAGGUGGAGAUCAGGAAUUUGGACUCUUCGGACGAGGAAUACGAGCCAGAUGAAGAGAGGCAGCGGGAGUUGAGAGCCCAGGUGAUGCGUUUGGAGCUCGAGCUGGAAAAAGUCCGGGAGGUGGCCCUCAGGCACGAAGGGGAUUCCCUCGAAUUGCAAGGGUUGCUGGAAGACGAGAGAUUUGCCGCUGCACAGCAGGCCGAGACCUUCACGAAGGAGAUUCAGAGACUCCAAGCCCAGAUGUCCUCCUUGAAGCAAGAGUUUGACUCGCUGCAGGAGGGGAAAGAUGUGGAGCUGGACCGCUUGGAGAGCGAGCUGCAGGAGGCCAACGAGGAGAUCCACAGCCUGCGCUUGGACGCCGAGGAAGCGGCCGCCUUGCACGAGAACGAGGUGGCCGGGCUGCAGGAGGAGAUCUGCCGGCUGAAAGCCGAGCUGGAGAGGGUGCAGAGGGUCCGGAACGAGUACGACAUGGAGGUCACAGCCCUGCGGGCCGAGAUCAACAUGAAGCGGCCGGGCACCGGGGACAGCCAGCCUGCCCCAGAGAUGGUGGUGAUGUCACACUUUGACGACCGUCUCUCCUGCACCUCGGAAGAGGUGACCAAGCUCCAAGAGGAUCUCCGGACGCUGAGAAUUCAGUACCAGCAGCUGAUGAACGAGUACCAAAUCCUGCAGGAGAGCAACAACAUCAUGGUCAACCAGCUGGCGACACUUGAAGCCCUGAAGUACAGAGCCCGGAGCAAGUCGGAGGACUCUCCCUCCCUCGACUCGGACUCCGAGGGGAGCACGGACCACCCCCCGUCCAUCAAUUGGCGGGCCACGCCCCACGCGAGCGGCAGCGUCUCCUUCAAGUCCAUGGAGAUGGCGGGCACGGCCAGUGAAGGAGACGAGGAGGAGAAGCUGUCGAAGCAGGAGAGCGAGGCGGAGCUGGACCCGAGGCAGCACGACCAAACCCAGGACAUCCUGCGAGAGAUGGAGAGCAAGUGUUGGCUCAGCCAGAACGAACGGGAGCAGCUGCACGAGGAAUUGCGGAUGUGCAAGGAAGAGAUUGAAAGACUUAACGGCAACAUCCCCAUCGGCGGACGGGCCCCCCAUGCGCCCGACCCUCCUGCCACCAUCUCCCUUCCUCUCAUAGGACUGGUUGUCAUAGUAGCUCUGCUUUGGUGCUGGCGGGCUGAGAUGUCUACCUAA
This is a messenger RNA of Zootoca vivipara (common lizard), 1326 nucleotides long. The record is from RefSeq and is a predicted model, not a curated record. Lineage: Eukaryota; Metazoa; Chordata; Lepidosauria; Squamata; Lacertidae.